GUUGAUGUUUAUUUUUUAAAUAUAAUUCAAGUUAUACUUUGUGAUUUAAGUAGAGCAAAUAACCAAUAUUCUUCCCAUAAUACCUUAUGUCAAGAACAUAAGCUGGCUUCUCAUUAAAGAUAAAUCGGCAAGACACUCUUGCAACUCAUUUAAAUAACGAAAUGGAUUCUAAAUUGUUGUCGUUAUUUGCGGUACAAGGUGGCUGUAUUGAUUUUAAAACAUAUAAAAAUGAGUUUGAAACUAUGCGUCUCCUUUACGAUCUUAUGCCGGAGAAGAAAAGCCAAUUUGUACGUGUUUUAUCGCUUCAAUGGUUACAGACCAUGGAACAAAAUGAAAAUAUGGAGUUUGCCUUAAAAGAAAACAGUGAAAAAAUUCAAGAAUCCAAAGAUCUAAGGCAGCAGGGCAAUCGUCUAUUCACUGCCAAAGGAGAUAAACGUAAUGUUUUGGGAGCUUGUCGUCUCUAUAAUGAUGCCAUAUAUGCUGCAUUGGAUACCAAAAGUGACGAAUUGGCAUUAGGAUUUGCUAAUCGUGCUACGGCUCUACAAACAUUCGGUUAUUAUCAACAAGCCUACGAUGACUGUGUGUGUGCCUUAAAAUUCGGUUAUCCUGAGACAUUGCGUCAUAAAAUUAUAGUACGACAAGCUUAUUGUAGCAUCAAAAUGCGAGAUUUGAGUAGAGCUGAAAAACAUUUAAAUGAGCUGGAGGCAUUAACAUUGAAUAAUGGUUUCGAGAAGGAACGCAGGGAACUUUUGAAAGCUUUCGAUGAACUUAAAGGGGAAAUGGUUGAUAAGCCGGAAGAUUUAAUGGCGGAGAAAGAAAUUCCACUUAAUAGAGAAACUCAGGAAAUCAUCACUGCAGAAAAUGGACGCCGUAUGCAAGCAAAAUGUCUGAUCGAAAAGAAUCAAUUGAUAUUCACCGAAAGAGCAUCGGCUUUCGUAGCCGUUGGCGAUACACGUCGAGUGUGCCAUCAGUGUGGCUCGGCGAAUUUUAUACCCAUUCCUUGUUUACACUGCCGUGGUCGGGUAAAUUAUUGUUCUCUAAAGUGCCAAGAACUCCAUAGCUUUAUACAUGUGUACGAAUGUCCGGCAUAUCGUUUUCAAUUAUUUGCUCAUGUUGGCAUUGCUCACUUAGCAUUAAGAAUCGUACUCGAUAAUGGUCUCUACUCCAUACUGGACGAAUUAAAACUGGACAAUAAAAGCUCAACAUCCGAACUAUGGAGUGAACUCACAGAAGGUGGUGAUAUUUGGAAAAAUAAUAAUAUUCCAUACGCUGAGUCCCUGCGCAUGAUAACUCAUUUGAAUAAAAGGUCGAAUAUGGAUAUACAAUGGUUCGCCUUAGUCUCUCACCAUUUAGUUGUCUAUCUCAAGAGUUAUACCAAAUACUUUGAGGUUUUGAAUGCAACGAACAAACUCAUUGAUUGGGAACUAAUAACAGGUUCUUUGAUAUUACGUCAUAUUGGUCAGUCCAUAUCAAAUGGCCAUACCUUAACGACAAUCUUACCCAGGCCAUUAACGCUAUUAACCACAACCGACUUCCAUAUGUUAAAUGAAAAUGUCUGGUCGAGUCCUUGGCAUUUGAAAUUGGGAUUUAUGCAUUUCUUUAGCUACUACGAUGAUGUGGCAUCAUUGAAUCUGCCCUACUUGAGUUUGUGCAAUCAUUCUUGUGUACAAUCGUUUCAACCGAAAUUUUCGGGUCGCUUCAUCAGUACAUAUGCUUUGCGUAAUCUCAGUAAGGGCGAGGAGAUAACAAACUGCUAUGAUGUGGACUAUCGCAAAGGUAAGCGUGAGGCGAGACGGGAAAAACUGCAACAAACAUAUCAAUUCGAAUGUCAAUGUGAAAAUUGUCUACAAAAGGAUAGCGAAGAUGUGGAGUUUAACAAAUUUCAUCAAUAUCGUUGUGACAAUAGCAAGUGUGGACAAAUAUAUGUACCCAAUAUACCGGAAAAGCCCACAUUAAAUUGGUGGCAAAGCGAUAGUCCAAAUGCUAACAUAGAAACGACUCUCUAUUGUACCGCGUGUGGUUGCAAACAAUCCAUGAAAUGGUAUCACGAGAUGUACCGUCUAAUGUAUACAAUAAUGGAAUCAACUACCAGACGCCGUAUGUAUCAGAUAUUUAAAGAAUCGGACAAAUAUCUGCUGGGUUUAAAUGUUGCUAGGUCUUAUAUAGCCACGAAAUUGGUGAAUGAAUGGUUUAAGUUACCCAGAAUUAAUGUUCCUCUUAACGAUCAGGACUAUUGUGAUAUGAUUGAUAUGCUGAAAUAUGCUCUAAAUGUCACCAAAACUGAGAGUUCAGUAAAUUCAAUUGAAUAUGUAAUUUUAAUGAGUUAUUUGUGGGAUUUAUUGGCCAAACAUAAGUAUAAAUGUUCUAAAGCCGCUAUGAACGAAAUGCUAUGGGCUCUCGAAAUAAUUGCUGAUGAUUUAAAAGUGAUUUUUCUAAAUUAUUAUAAUGAUUAUAUUAAGGAAUAUUUAAACCUGUAAAUCUAAUUGUUUCGUUUAUUUGUUAGUGUUUUUUUUAUUGUAUACAGACGUUGAGUUAUGUUUAACAGAAUUCCGUUUGAAGAUUAAUGAAUACUAAGAUAUUACUGAUAAUACGUUAUGUAUUACUUUAAAUAAAUAAAUUGAUCAUAAA
Molecule: messenger RNA, 2628 nt
Organism: Calliphora vicina (urban bluebottle blowfly)
Lineage: Eukaryota; Metazoa; Arthropoda; Insecta; Diptera; Calliphoridae
Gene: Smyd4-1
Product: SET and MYND domain containing, class 4, member 1
Exons: 4
Coding region: 162-2477 (771 amino acids)
Cellular component (GO): nucleus; cytoplasm
Molecular function (GO): histone deacetylase binding
Source: RefSeq, a predicted model, not a curated record